This is a messenger RNA of Theobroma umbraticum, 882 nucleotides long. RefSeq lists its product as uncharacterized. The record is from RefSeq and is a predicted model, not a curated record. NCBI's taxonomy places the organism in Eukaryota, Viridiplantae, Streptophyta, Magnoliopsida, Malvales, Malvaceae.
CCUAGUCAUCAAACCCUUUGUCUCUUCUUCCUAAAGCAAAACACCUCCUUUAUAAUCAUCUUUUUCAUUUUUUUUCCAUCUCCAUCUCCAUCUCCACCUCCACUCCUUAUAUUCAUUAUAGAUCAGAUUACCACCAACUAAUAUACGUUGAGGGUUCUGGUGUUGCUGAGAGCAAGAGAAAGGGAGAGGAGGAAAGAUGUCUGAUUGGGGGCCGGUAUUCGUGGCAGUGGUGUUGUUCAUACUGCUAACACCGGGGCUGCUGAUUCAGGUUCCAGGAAAAUCCCGGUUCAUAGAGUUUGGCAACUUUCAGACCAGUGGUUUAUCCAUCCUGGUGCAUUCUAUAAUUUACUUUGCACUCAUCUGUAUCUUCCUCUUAGCUGUCGGUGUGCACAUGUAUUCAGGAAAAUUUCUUGUAAUGGCGGAUUGGGCUCCUGUACUUGUUGGGGUGGUGCUAUUUGUGUUGUUAUCGCCAGGACUUCUGUUUUCGUUUCCAGGGAACAGCAAGCAGCUGGAGUUUGGGAGCAUGAAAACUAAUGGCAAGGCCAUUGCUAUCCACACUCUUCUCUUCUUUGCCAUCUAUGCUGUUUUGAUCCUGGCUGUCCAUCUCCAUAUCUACACCGGCUGAGCCUGGUGGCACUUCUCUGUCGGUGAGAGUCUUGUUUUCGGUGUCUCUAUUCAAGAUCUAUGUUGGGUUUUAUAUGGUUAGACUUUGUAUUACCUUGAUUUUUUUUCCUUGGACCAAUGAAGUUUGUGGCACAGAUCUUUAUCUGGCAAAGUUGACCUUUUUUGUCAGAAAAAUACAAUCUUUUUUCCUCACUUUCAAGAGAAGGGCUUUAAGUUCUUUGUCCAAUUUUUUAACCUUGACCAUCUGAAUUAAUUAAA